CCCCGUCUUCCAGCCAUCCCAGUUCCCACCAAUCUGCAAUUCGGAGGGGUGGGUCCUGACCACAUUAGGGUGACAUGGACGGUCCCCAAUGUUGCCACACCAAGCGACAUCUCUCGCUUUGUCAUCCGUUACCACCCUGUAGCCACAGAUGAUGACGUCAAGGAGGUUAAUGUUGGCGGAGCUACCAACACCUUCCUGCUGCAGAAUCUGCUGCCCAACACUGAGUACCGUAUUAGUGUUGUGUGCGUGUACGGUGAACGAGAAAGUGAACCAGCCACAGGGACUCAGAAGACAACUCUGGAUGCCCCGACUGGCUUGGACUUCUCUGACAUCCGGACCAACUCCUUCACCGUUCACUGGCUGGCUCCAACUGCUGUGAUCACCGGCUAUCGAAUCCGCUAUCAGAAGACGAGCGGUGGGCGGGCAAUGGAUGAGAGGCUUCCCCCAACCAGGAACCACUUCACCUUGACUGGACUAACACCCGAAACCGAAUAUCUGAUAUAUGUGUACGCUGUGAACAACAACCAGGAGAGUCAGCCUCUGACUGGCACACAGGCCACCAUCUCUGAUGCGCCCACCGACCUGGAGGUAUCAUCAUCCACCCCCACCAGCAUCACAAUUCGCUGGGACGCUCCCUCUGUCACCGUGAAGAACUACAGGAUCACCUAUGGAACAAGUGGUGAGGCUCUGCAAGAGUUUUCAAUCCCAGGCACUCAGACCUACGCCACCAUCACCGGACUGAAGCCCGGUACCGACUACACCAUCACAGUCUAUGCUGUUUCUGGACGAGGAGACAGCCCCGCCUCCAACACUCCUGUCUACAUAACACACAGAACUGAUACUGAGCCCCCCACUGACAUGAAGCUGACUGAUGUGAGUGACAACGCCAUCACAGUGCGCUGGACUCCUGCUCAGGGACCAGUCAGAGGCUACAGAAUCACAAGCGUCCCUAAGAAUGGCUUGGGACCUUCGUACUCUGAGGUGGUGGCUCCCGAUCAGACACAGAUGACGUUCACAGGUCUGAUGCCCACUGUUGAGUAUGUUGUGAGCGUUUAUGCUCUGGGCAAUGAUGGACAACCCUCUUCCCCCGUGGUGGAGAAUGCUGUCACUGCUAUGGACCGUCCAAAAGAACUGAGCUUCUCCGACAUCGACUCCACCUCCAUGCGCAUCACCUGGGAUAGUCCAGACGGCACCGUGACAUCGUACCGCAUCUUUUACUCCAGCUCAGAAGAAGGCGAGAGAGAGUUGCGUCCAGCACCCAGAGGCGACCAGGACAGUGUGUUGCUGAGCGGCCUUCGUCCCGGGACCGAGUACACUGUUAAAGUCAUUGCCCUCCAUGACCGAACGCCCAGCACACCCUUAGUGGGAACCCAGGCCACAGUGAUCCCUGCUCCGACCAACCUGAUGAUCUCAGAAGUCGGCCCUUCUGUCUUCACCGUGUCCUGGCGAGCACCAAAUGCACGUCUGAGCGGCUAUCGUGUCGUCAUCACCCCAAAGAACAUCAACAGCCCUCGCAAAGAAAUGAAUGUUGCUCCGGACACCACACGUGUUGUCGUACCAGGGCUCAUGGUGGCAACCACGUACCAGAUUCAGGUCUAUGCUCUGAAGAACUCCGUCACCAGCAGACCACUGGAGGGAGAAACAACCACACUGGAAGACGUGAGCCCACCUCGACGUGUGCGUAUCUCUGAUGUGAAGGAUACUUCUUUCACGCUUACCUGGCGCACCAAGGUGGAAACUAUCACUGGUUUCCUCCUUGAAGCAACGCCGCUCAGUCGCUCGCAUCCCACCAUCACCAAGACCAUCCCAUCAGGAGCAUACACCUACACUCUCACAGGUCUGCAGCCCGGAACCAUGUACUCCGCCAACCUGUACACUCUGAACGGCAACACAAAGAGCGCCCCGAUUACUCUGACAAUUCAAACAGCUGAACCAGUUGUCCAGGCUCCCACCAGCCUCCAGGUCACAUCUUUGACCCCCACCUCCAUCUCCUUUACCUGGCAGCCCCCUGCCACACAAAUCACAGGAUACUACGUCACCUACGAAGAGUCAGGAAGACCACCACGGGAGCUCAUCCCAAGACCCCACGCCGGGCAAAACUACGCCACAAUAUCUGGCUUGAAACCAGCCACAGAGUACAUCAUCAAGAUCAUCGCCAUCCAGAACACACAGAGGAGCACGCCUCUGGUGGGCAAGAUCAGGACUCAACCAGACUCCUUGCUUCCCCUGCCUCUGCCCCAGCCACACCGCCCAGGAGGUGCUGAUGACAGGCUGGACGUGCCCGAACUUGACUUGGACAACAGAGUCCAGGUAGUGGGCACCAAUAGCCAGGAUGGCUUUGGAGAUCAGAGCCAGCAUGUGGAGUACACAGAGUACAACAACAAUGGAGACAACAGCAGAUAUAAUGGGAACCGUGGAAACCCACAGUCUCCCUAUGGGCAAGUUCGUGAGCCCUUGGUCUUUGUACCCCUUCCUGAUGCAGAGGGCCGCAGGCAGCCCAUUCUGAAGCUGAACUUUCCCAUCGGAGCUACAUUAGGUAACGACACUGGAGUGCCACAGGAGGUCCAAACUCAGACCAGCAUCUCCUGGAAGCCUUACAGUCAGAGCAACGCCUACCUGGUGUCCUGCCAUCCUCUCACAGAGCUCAAUGAGAAGAUGUUCCAGAUCCGGCUGCCAGGCACAGCCACCACUGCUACCCUGAUAGGACUCACCCCCGGAGCAAACUACAAUGUGAUCGUGGAGGCACUGCUGGGGGCGCUGAAGCACAAGAUUCUGGAGCAGGUCGUCACAGCUGGAAACUCAAUCUCAGAGGGAGUUCCCUCCAAUAAGGACUCAUGCUACGAUGCCUUUACCUCAACCUACCAUGACGUUGGUGCUGAAUGGGAGCGGAUGUCUGAGACUGGCUUCAAGCUGUGGUGCAGGUGUCUCGGCCUGGGCAGCGGCCACUUCAGAUGUGAUUCAUCCAAGUGGUGCCAUGACAGUGGUAACAACUAUCGCAUUGGAGAGAAGUGGGACCGUCGCGCUGAGAAUGGUCACUUGAUGAGCUGCACUUGCUUGGGAAAUGGCAAAGGAGAGUUCAAGUGUGAACCACAUGAGUCCGUGUGCUACGAUGAUGGCAAAACCUAUCAAGUAGGCAACCAGUGGCAGAAGGAGUAUCUGGGUGCUAUCUGCACCUGCUCAUGCUUUGGAGGACAACAGGGCUGGCGAUGUGAGAACUGUCGCAGACCAGGUGCUGAUGUUGACGCCAGUCUGCUGCAGCCUGUUAGAUAUGGAGACAACACACUACGCAAAAAAAUUCAUUGCCCCAUUGAGUGCCUUCGACCUGACCUGCUGGCAGAUGCACAUGUUCCUCAAAAUUCCCGGGAAUAAAGGAUAGUCAUCGGCAUCUGCUUUGCUCACCCACUGUCCAUUUGCUGCACUGUUUCACCUUGUAGAAGCCACGCUGUCUGUGACUCAAAUGAACUAACUGCCUUAUCACUUUUCUGACACACGUUUAUAAGUUACACUGCCCUGCUGCCCGAUCAGUCCUGAUCGUUUUCUAAAGCCAGUCUUUUCACUGUUGACUGCUAAAUUUGGAAUUUAUUCAAAAAGGAAAACUCCUGCCGAACCUUUUCUUCUACGUACUUGUGUGUGAGCCUCAAUGGAAGUUAUUUAGAACUUUGUAUACUUGUCAAAUUGGCAUUUGUUUUCCAUUUAGAUAUUUCGAAACAUCUCCUAAUUGAAAAACAGAACUGUCAGAAAGGAAGCACUGUAUUAAAGAAUGUCAACGUAGUUAUUAACAAUGUUUAAACUGUCCAUGGAAAUGGGUUUUUCCUGUUCUGUAGCCCUUUUUUCAUUACUAAGGGUCUGCACUGUGCGUGAUUGACACAUUCUGACUUGUAAUGUCUUUUUACUAAUUUAUCCCUUUAAUCUCAACGUGUGAAUGUGUGAACUAGGAUGUGAGAAUGUGAACUGUUCUAUUUUUGUACUUUGUUGUCGAUGCCAAAGUUGUUUCUACCUUUGACAAAAAGAAGUCCCUUAUUUUAAUAAAGCUGGAGAGAUUCCGAAUCCUAA
This is a messenger RNA of Stegastes partitus (bicolor damselfish), 4053 nucleotides long. Its product is annotated as fibronectin-like. Gene Ontology annotation, biological process: cell-substrate junction assembly; cell-matrix adhesion; heart development. Gene Ontology annotation, molecular function: proteoglycan binding; extracellular matrix structural constituent; integrin binding. Gene Ontology annotation, cellular component: extracellular region. The transcript has 21 exons. The record is from RefSeq and is a predicted model, not a curated record. NCBI's taxonomy places the organism in Eukaryota, Metazoa, Chordata, Actinopteri, Pomacentridae. The annotation marks the transcript as partial.